AUGGGUGAUAUCAAAAGUGUUGUUGUCUCGAUCUCAGCUGUUUCUGAGAUCUCGGAACGCAAGCGUACUUUCUCAAGUCUCUCGACUAGUACCACGUCAUCUCUCGCCGCCCCCAAGACACGCCGACCUCCCCGUGUGACAAGCACCGAAAAGGUCCGUGAGCUAGUACGAUUAGCAAUUACAAGACUCCGAGUCCUGUUGAACGAGCAAAAAGGCACGCGCAGGCCGAUCUCCCAGAAGGGCCUGUUCUCCUACAACUACGUCGAGCCCCUUUUCAAUUGGUGGGGCGCAAACUAUCGUGUUCUCACCACACAAUGUCUCGGCCGAGUCGAAGCCUCUGACGCACUGGGUUCCGUGACAAAGCUUGUCAACGGAGCUUCUCACAACUAUGCUGGCUUCUACAAGGCUACUUCUCAGGCUGAGGAGCUGCAGCGGCUGUGUUUGGAAGCACUGCCGGUGUCCGACACCCAGGCUGUUCCCCAUCUCCGAGACGAAACGCAUCAUGCAAUUGCAGACUUCUUUGGAGCGGACUUUUGCUUCACCACUAGCACUGGGUAUGGAUCUAAUUACAUCGCGCUGCCGGCAUUGAUCGAUUGCUCCACUGUGGUCAUCAUGGAUGAGAACUGCCACAACUCCAUGUUCACCGGCGUGUUCCUGGCCUCCUCGCCAAACUUACGAAAGUUCAAACACAACAACAUGGAGCACCUUGAACUUUUACUCAGCGGGUGUAUUGAUGAGUCUGUCAAUGUCAUAGUGGCCAUCGAAGGUCUUUACAGCAUGGAAGCCGAUAUACCCCCCCUAGAUCUUCUGCAUCGUUUGAAGAAGGACUACGACUUCACUCUUUAUUGCGACGAGGCGCACUCCUUCCUUUCUCUUGGGAAGACGGGUCGCGGAUGCCUUGAAUACUGGAACGACCACCACCCAGAGAGCCCCUUACCCUGGGAUCUGAUUGACAUCCGCACUGGUACACUUUCCAAAGCUAUCGGUGGUAUUGGAGGUAUCAUCGUCGGGAAGGCUGUCUUUCAGGACAUCAUCCGUGAGCGCAUCGAAGGCCUCAACGAACAGGACAAUGUCUCCUUGCCAAGCUCGACAAUGGUCCAGACGUUAUGGGUCCUGGGCCAGCCACUUCGAAUCGGCCGUAGCCUCCAACGGCUUGCUGAAAUUGCCCGAUUCUGUCGCGAGGAAUUGGAACGCUUCGGUAUAUUCGUUUAUGGUGACGUCGGUACACCGGUUCUGCCUGUCUACACCGGCAGGCCUAGCCUUUCUGCGAAGCUCUCUUACGCCCUGAGAUGCGCCGGACUACUUGCGACACCAGUUUGCACUCCAGCAGUGCCGUUUUGGGAGACCAGAGUUCGAAUCAACCUUUCGGCAGACUUCACAGACGAGGAGGUGAACGGACUUCUUCAUGCUGUUAUCCACGCUGCAGCAAGCGUGGGUAUGGGGAGGAUGAGAAGGAUAUCUCGUUCUUUCUUCAAGACCAAUGUAGAAGUAUUCGAUGCGGAGGAAGACUGCAACGAGGCAUCGAAGGUCUUUGACUGGGUACGCAGCUUGAUCACGAUGGACGCUGCUAUGGGCCCGCACAGCGACCAGAGGCAGCUUUUUGAUGGCACUUGCGGUCCUCGAAUCCUCGACAUAGGUCAUGGAUCUCGUGCUCAGUAUGGCAUUGGAGCAGGCGGUGCCAGAUGGAUCUGUGGCACGUUUCCUCCGCAUCUUGUGGUUGAAGACCUCAUUGCUCGUGCAACAGGUAUGGAGGCCGCCUUGACCUAUGCGGACGCCUCUAUAGGGCUAGCUUCCACUAUUGCAGCGCUUUCACGCCCUCUGGUAGGACACAAGAAGCAUUUCAUGCUGUUUGAACGAGGCGCGUCCCAAUUUGUUCGCGAUGGUCUUGCGAUGGCAUCAAAGAAGGAGGCCCCCACUUUACUGGGAUAUGUCGACCUCUUUCAGCUUGUACAACAGGUCAGAAAGCUCUAUCGAAGAAACAGAAAGUUGUGUCUUACGGUAUACGUGCGCGUCGGAGAGGAUUCGGCACACCACCUGCUUUCAUCUAUUCUCGAAGAGAUUGCUGCCAUCACAGGUCCGGAGUCCGUCAUGACCAUCCUCCUCCAUUGCACUUCUCAAUACUUGAACCCAAGGCAACUCAUCUCUUUCCCCUCGCGGAUGAAUAUUCACGUCUUGGUUUGCGGAUCUUUCAACCGCAUUUUUGGUCUGCCCGCAGGAUUUCUCACCGGACCACAGAGCUUGAUUCGAGAGCUCCGAUACACAAGCAGGGGUUACAUGUUCACUACAUCACCGCCACCCUUCAUCAUGGACAUGUUACGAGGUGCCCUAGAGUGGAAUAUUACAUCUGAUUAA
Molecule: messenger RNA, 2352 nt
Organism: Colletotrichum fioriniae
Lineage: Eukaryota; Fungi; Ascomycota; Sordariomycetes; Glomerellales; Glomerellaceae
Source: RefSeq, a predicted model, not a curated record